AGUGGCGUCGGCGACGGCGGAGUCAAGGCACCCGCGAGCGCUCGGCUGAGAGUCAGCCGGCGGCGACGGCGCAAGAGCUAGGAGUUAGGGACACGCGCGCCGGACCUUCCGCCGCCGCUGCGCCGCGGCCGCUGCUGCCGCCACCCAGAGCCUGAGGCGCCGGGGCCCGGGGAGCCUGGGGGCCGGCGGGAGAGCGGGCCGGGGGGAGGGUGGGGUAUGGCGCGGACCCCGGGGCCGGCCCCGCUGUGUCCCGGAGGCGGCAAAGCACAACUUUCCUCCGCUUCUCCCCCCGGGGCCGGGCUCCUGCUGCCGCCCCCGACGCCACCGCCGCUGCUGCUGCUGCUCUUCCCGCUGCUGCUCUUCUCCCGGCUCUGUGGUGCCUUAGCUGGACCAAUUAUUGUGGAGCCACAUGUCGCAGCAGUAUGGGGAAAGAAUGUUUCAUUGAAAUGUUUAAUUGAAGUAAAUGAAACCAUAACACAAAUUUCAUGGGAGAAGGUACAUGGCAAAAGUUCACAGACUAUUGCAGUUCAUCAUCCUCAAUAUGGAUUCUCUGUUCAAGGAGAAUAUCAGGGAAGAGUCCUGUUUAAAAACUAUUCACUUAAUGAUGCAACAAUUACUCUACAUAACAUCGGAUUCUCUGAUUCUGGAAAAUACAUAUGCAAAGCUGUUACGUUCCCACUUGGAAAUGCCCAGUCCUCUACAACUGUAACUGUGUUAGUUGAACCCACUGUGAGCCUGAUAAAAGGGCCAGAUUCUUUAAUCGAUGGAGGAAAUGAAACAGUAGCAGCCAUUUGUAUCGCAGCCACUGGAAAACCAGUUGCACAUAUUGACUGGGAAGGUGAUCUUGGUGAAAUGGAAUCUAUUACAACUACCUUUCCAAAUGAAACAGCAACAGUUGUCAGCCAGUACAAGCUGUUUCCAACGAGAUUUGCUAGAGGAAGGCGGAUUACUUGUGUUGUAAAACAUCCAGCCUUGGAAAAGGAUAUCCGAUACUCUUUCAUGUUAGAUAUACAGUAUGCCCCUGAAGUUUCAGUAACCGGAUAUGAUGGAAAUUGGUUUGUAGGGAGAAGAGGUGUUAAUCUCAAGUGUAAUGCUGAUGCAAAUCCACCACCAUUCAAAUCUGUGUGGAGCAGGUUGGAUGGACAAUGGCUUGAUGGUUUGUUGGCUUCAGACAAUACUCUUCAUUUUGUCCAUCCACUGACUUUCAAUUAUUCUGGUGUUUAUGUCUGUAAAGUGACCAAUUCCCUUGGUCAAAGAAGUGAUCAAAAGGUCAUCUACAUUUCAGAUCCUCCUACUACUACCACCCUUCAGCCUACAAUUCAUUGGCAUCCCUCAACUGCUGUCACCGAGGAUCUAGCAACAGAACCUAAAAAAUUGCCUUUCCCAUUGUCAACUUUGGCAACAAUUAAGGAUGACACAAUUGGCACAGUCAUUGCUAGUGUAGUGGGGGGGGCUCUUUUCAUAGUACUUGUGAGUGUUUUGGCUGGAAUAUUCUGCUAUAGGAGAAGACGGACGUUUCGUGGAGACUAUUUUGCCAAGAACUACAUUCCACCAUCGGAUAUGCAAAAAGAAUCACAAAUAGAUGUUCUUCAACAAGAUGAGCUUGAUUCUUACCCAGACAGUGUAAAAAAAGAAAACAAAAUUCCAGUGAACAAUCUUAUACGAAAAGACUAUUUAGAAGAGCCUGAAAAAACUCAGUGGAACAAUGUAGAAAAUCUCAAUAGGUUUGAAAGACCAAUGGAUUAUUACGAAGAUCUAAAAAUGGGAAUGAAGUUUGUCAGCGAUGAACAUUAUGAGGAAAAUGAAGAUGACUUAGUUUCACAUGUAGAUGGUUCCGUAAUUUCCAGGAGGGAGUGGUAUGUUUAGCGACCACUAAAUGUGACUUAACUAUGUACAAUGUUUCAUUCAUACUAGUUGAUCAUUUUCAGAUUGUUCAUACUUUUCUUGAGGAAGAAUAAGCUUUUUCAAGUUGAUUUUCGAGCUUUUUAUAUUCUAAUCUGACAAAUGAAAAUGUAAAAUCUGGGUUCAAUGUAUCUGAGCUGCUUUACAAUUUUUUUCAAUGCUGUACUACUGUCUCAAGAUUUAAAUUUUAAUGCAGAGUACUUUAUUGGUCUGAGGCACACAGGUAAGAAGAAAUGUCAACGUUAAAUGUGUGACGUUUUUGGUACAAAAAUUAAAAAAAAAAAAAAACAAAAAGAAACUACCUUGGCAUUGUGUAUUAAAUGUUUACCUAAGACUAUAAUCUCAAGUAUAAUGUUUGUUAAACAUAUACCUCUUAAAAUUUAUCACCACUAAAUGAUACUACAUCAAAAUUGACUAUAAAGGCAAUCCAAAAUAUGUUUAUAUAUAUUUUUAGUAUACUAAAAAUAUUCAGCCUGAUGGAACAUCUUUCCUUUUCAAACAUUAUUUUCUAAGUUUCUAUACAAAUGAAAUCUUUACCUCUGCAUUUUAAUGAGCCUUGCCAUAAUUACUGUAGAAUGGCUUUUCAAAGAUAUUUUGUUGCACUAAAACUGUGGUAGUAAACUCCAUCAACAUGAUGUGUGAAAGAGUGUCAUUAGCUGGUCAAUAUUUUUGUCUCAAAUACAUAGAAGAGUAAUAAAAUACAUGCCUUCUAAACAU
Molecule: messenger RNA, 2619 nt
Organism: Marmota flaviventris (yellow-bellied marmot)
Lineage: Eukaryota; Metazoa; Chordata; Mammalia; Rodentia; Sciuridae
Gene: Nectin3
Product: nectin cell adhesion molecule 3
Biological process (GO): symbiont entry into host cell; homophilic cell-cell adhesion; heterophilic cell-cell adhesion
Cellular component (GO): adherens junction; apical junction complex
Source: RefSeq, a predicted model, not a curated record